Molecule: messenger RNA, 612 nt
Organism: Fonsecaea multimorphosa CBS 102226
Lineage: Eukaryota; Fungi; Ascomycota; Eurotiomycetes; Chaetothyriales; Herpotrichiellaceae
Exons: 1
Coding region: 1-612 (203 amino acids)
Source: RefSeq, a predicted model, not a curated record
AUGGCGAUAAUCGAGUUGGCGCACAUCAGUCUGAAGAACGGCGUCCAAGCGACUGACCCGGAACUCAAGAAAAACCUGAAGGAAGUCAAACGAGUGAUUGAAGAUUACAGCAAACUGCAAACGCUGUUCUACACGCAAAUCGACGACCCCUCGGUGCUGUUUGUGAUUGGAGCUUGGGAGACCAAAGACCACCAUCAGCACGGCUUCCACGGAUCUCCUCAGCAGGCAGAAAUCCUCGAACUCAUCAAGGACCAGAUGGGUAUUGACUGGAUGCACUACAUCGACGUUGAGCAGUCAAAAAUCCCGCUCGACGCCCCCGUGCUGGCAAUCAUCCGAGAAACCUUCGCCAAACACGGGGUGGUCCGAACGCAGUUUGACCAGGAAUUCGCAAAGCAGACCUCGAGUUUGGGCGGCGCACGGUACGGAGCCGUCUCGGGCUGGAAUAUCCCCAAGGACCACAAGGAGAGAGAUGUCCGGGUGAACUUCUCCGGAUGGGAGAGUGUAGAGGAAGGCACGGAGGGGUUGGUCAACACGAUUGAGAAUGUAAAGGGAUUCCGCGCCAGACCGACGGAUCUGAAUUUCUUCUUCGUCACACGGACGGAGCUGGAUUGA